Molecule: messenger RNA, 1286 nt
Organism: Anarrhichthys ocellatus (wolf-eel)
Lineage: Eukaryota; Metazoa; Chordata; Actinopteri; Perciformes; Anarhichadidae
Product: potassium channel subfamily K member 1-like
Exons: 3
Coding region: 233-1231 (332 amino acids)
Biological process (GO): stabilization of membrane potential; potassium ion transmembrane transport
Cellular component (GO): plasma membrane
Molecular function (GO): potassium ion leak channel activity; outward rectifier potassium channel activity
Source: RefSeq, a predicted model, not a curated record
CUUUGUAGUUUUGUGUUUCUUUGUGGUCAUUUUGAGUCUCUUGGUUGGUGUGUUUCUCUUUGAGUGACAUUUUGUGAAGGGCAGGGGGGCUCCUGACACUUUAGGCCCCCUUGGCCUCUAGCCCAGUAGACCCGUUCAGUAAUCCAUCCAUGGUGAACCGCUCUACCUUUCUAAAUAUUUAAAGCCUAACUAGCUUUCAGUAUCUGGUUGCAGUCUGGAGAGGAACACAACAAUGGUCCAGCUCGUGUCUUCGCUGGGACUGUUCUGCCAGGUCAAUGCGUUUGCCUGCCUGCUUCUCUGCUACCUGCUCUUCAUUCUGCUGGGAGGUCUGGUGUUCACGGUGGUGGAGAAGCCCGUGGAGGUGGAGCUGAGGGCCGAGGUGGAGGAGCUGCGUCGCUCCUUCCUGCGGGAAAACCCCUGCGUCCGAGAGAGCGGGCUGAGCGAGCUGCUGGGGAACGCUCUCUCCGCUCACCAGAGCGACGUAGCGGUUCUGAAGGCCGACGCCGAUGAGAGACGCUAUGAUUUCGUGUCGUCGCUCUACUUUGUCAUCGUCACUCUGACCACCAUGGGUUCUGACUCUUACACCCCCAAAUCAGACAAAGCCAAGCUCUUCUGUAUCUUCUACUGCGCCCUGGGGAUCCCCCUCACCCUGUUGCUCCUCACCCUCCUCUCCAACCUCCUCCUCCCCACGGUCACCCACGCUCCCGUCCACCACCUGCACACUUACUGGGGUUUGCCCUACACCCGGGCCACCUUCGUCCACGUCGGCCUCCUCUCCGUGCUCGUCCUCGUCUUCCUUUUCCUCCUCCCGGCCCUCCUGGUCUGUGCAAUGGAGCCCGACUGGAGCUUCCUGGAUGCUCUUUUCUUCUGCUUUGUCGUCCUGAGCACCGUUGGCCAGGGACGAAACUCUCUGGGGAGAAACUGGGAGCCGUCAGCCAAGGAGACACUCCAACUCCUCACCACAUGUUACCUGCUGGUGGGCCUGGUGGUGAUCAUCACCUUCAAGGAUACUGUCCUGCAGGUUCCCCGGGUCUGUGCGGUGAUAAGGCUCUUCUCUGGUCCGCAUUAUGCGGAGCUGGAAGGUGUCCACCUCAGUGAACUGACAGUUGGUGAAGAAAGCUGUGAGGAGCCUCAGUACUCCCAGUCCAUCUGCACCAUCUCCACUCCACUAGAGCUGACGGGCCCCGCUUUCGCACACAGAGCCAGAACCUCAACUCCCGAAACACCCUGACCUUCACAGCUGGACCCCAGACCGUCUACGGCCCACCAGCUUCUGACUUGCAACG